GCCGCCCCGAAGCGCAGGGGCGGGCCCCGCGCUCUCCCCGCCCCGUGAGGGGCCGCGUCUCCGCCGCCGCCAUGGAGGAGCAGAAAGGGAAGGGCCCGCGGGCAGCCCCCAGCGAGGCGCCGCCCGCCGCUGCCGCCCGCCCGCCGAGCAGGCAGCGUUGUAGCAUCAGUGAUGAAGAAACUAAUGGGAAAAAUUCAACUGCCAGUUUGAAUGACUUCAGUGACCCCGUUUACAAAGAAAUUGCUGUAACCAAUGGUUACAUCAACAGAAUGUCCAGAGAUGAGCUCAGAAGUAAACUUGAAGAGUUCAAGCUGGAAACCAGGGGAGUGAAAGAUGUGCUGAAAAAGAGACUGAAAAACUAUUAUAAGAAACAGAAGCUGAUGCAGAAGGAAGCCAUUAAUGGAGGCGGCUACUAUGACUACAUCUGCGUUGUUGACUUUGAAGCAACGUGUGAAGAAGGAAACCCACCUGAAUUCAUACAUGAAAUAAUUGAGUUUCCUAUUGUCUUACUAAACACACAUACACUGGAAAUAGAGGAUACUUUUCAGCAAUACGUGAAGCCAGAAAUUAAUCCUAAGCUUUCAAACUUCUGCAUCAGUCUGACAGGAAUCACCCAGGACAUUGUUGAUAAAGCUGAUACAUUUCCUCAAGUUCUGCAGAAUGUCAUAGAAUGGAUGAGACAGCGAGAACUGGGAACAAAGUACAGCUAUUCCAUGUUGACAGAUGGAUCUUGGGAUAUGAGUAAAUUUUUGAACAUCCAGUGCCGUAAUAGCCGUAUCAAAUACCCUUCUUUUGCCAAAAAGUGGAUCAAUAUUCGCAAAUCAUACGGGAAUUUCUAUAAGGUUCCUAGGAACCAGACCAAGCUGACAGCCAUGCUUGAAAACCUGGGCAUGAAUUACGAUGGGAGACCUCACAGUGGACUUGAUGACUCUAAAAACAUUGCAAGGAUAGCUAUAAGGAUGCUGCAGGAUGGCUGUGAACUGCGGGUGAAUGAGAAAAUGCAUGCUGGACAGCUUAUGACAGUCUCCUCCUUAGCCCCCUUAGAGGGAGCCCCUGCUCCACUCAUGCCCCGCUACAGAAACUAGUAGUUGAGGGGUUCUGCCUUGGGAACUGCUCUUAGAUACCCAAUGAAGACUGUUAAGAGCUUAUUUAGCAGCCAUCUCUGCCAGCCUGUCUGCGAUGCAGAAUUUGAAAGCACCUUAACUCAUCGUCUCUGUUGAAAUAAAGAGGAGCGUGGAAGCCUUUUGCUCUCUGAAGCCCAUCUUACAAGACCUUUUUUGUUCUGAUAGUUUUUGUUGUUUUCAGCUUUUCUAGCGGUAAGAUUGAUCUGUUGAAUCCCAGCAAAGUGGUAAGCUUUUAAGAACAUGUAAUUUAAACACAUACAAAGAUCAAAUGAGCCUGUGCACUGCUGUUCCCACCCCAGCCUGUGGGUGAUAUUUAUUCGCUGUGCUGUGCUCUAAUGCUAUCUAGCAUCUGAUUAUUCAUUGCACACAAAUAAGACGCUGCUGGAAGAAUUGAAAUAGUGAGUAGCUGGGCUGGCCUUCCCUGGUAAGGCACUCUACUAAGGAUUCCUGCUGGUAUUUUUGGUUUGGGUUUUUUUUUUUUUUUCAAAGUUCAGGAGAAAUGGGAGCAAAUUCAUUAGUUCUGAAGCAAUAGAGAAGUACUCUGUUUUUUGGUUUUUUCUUUGCUUUUUUCUUCUUUUUUUUUUUUGUAUUUGCUCCCACAACUUAAAAAUGACUGAAGUAAAAGUAAGUUCAAGACAUGCCAGAUCGUCAGAAUUUUGUGCUAUGUGGUUAUUAUGUAAAACAAAACAAGAAGUUUCUAGCUCAUUGUUAAACACAUGCUCACCUACUUUUGGUACCUUCCCGUACCUCUACUACCAUCAAGCUAUGCCUUUGUCUCAAAAAUCUAACAUUGGAAGAUUAAUAUAAUUUUAUUAGUGAAGGCCACAUCUAGUUAUUAACGAACUUCCUCUGCUUUUUUCCUGGGCCCCAUAGAAGAUUAUAUUCCAAAGAGGCUAAAGUGUUAAUUUGCUUUAUCUCCGUGGACUGUUACAAAUAACAUUAAUAUGAUCAGCUUUGCAUUAGAGUGGCUUGUUCUGAAAAGUAGAAUUAUGUAUUUUGGUUGCUUUCAGUAAAAAAAAAACUUAGUUUGGUAUUCCUGUAUUAUAAUUCAUUCAUUCUUUCUGCCACUUACAUUCAGGAAACAAAAUAACCAAUUCAUAAUAAAGCUUUAUAGCUGCUUGGCUUAUCAAGCGCCUCCCAGCUCCCCUUGCUCUUCUGACUCUUAAAUUGGAUCAAUGGAAACGUGAGAAUUUUAUUUUGAAUUCAUGUAAGAGAGAAGCAUUGGUGAAUUCACAGUUGCUUCAUAUGGUAGGAAUAAAGCAGUUUUCUUCCCAGAGUCACAGAUUCGGUCAACCACAGUUGCUUUAGAAUGGUAUUUUUUUUUCUGCAAGUAAAUACUCGUGCUUGUAGGAUUUUGUUGAACUUCAUAGUUUCCUUUUUUUCUGUAGCAAUACCAGAUGUAUUUUCAGAAGAGUAAAAUCCAAGUCUGAUGCGCUUACUUUGAAAAUACUGUCAGCCCGUAUUUCAUACAAAUUUUAAAUGAAAAAUACUUGCUUUUCACUGUAGCAACCGUAGUGCCCUCUUUUCUGAAGAUCCAUGGUAAUUUAAUUUUUGUCUCCAAGUUAACUGUGGUGCAGGUUUCUAUGAUAAAAUGGAGUUUAGCUCAGCAGGUCUCCUCUUGGGAUGCUGGCAAUAUCAUAGACUUUGUCACUAGCCUUUUAUUUACAGGUCUGUAACCACGCUCUCAGUCCAAUGAAAAGCUUUGUUACGGAUUAUACUACAGGUUUCAUAAGCCAAGAGCUGUUGUAGUUCUACAUCAUUUAUUUUGAAGUACAGAGUUGUUUAUUUUUGUUAAAAAACUUUCAAAAUGUAUUUUGAGGUAAGGGUUAAAUAUUAAUAAUUGGUUUCUGUUUACUGAUUGAGUAGGAUUUUUUAUCAGUGAGUUGCAGAAAUCGGUAGAAUCAUUCCAGAUACUAUUUUAUCAAAGUUGAAUUAGUGUCAAAACUGUAAGCUGUAACUGUUUUCACGGAAUGUUUGAUUCUGUGAUUUUGAGAUUAAGUGAAUUUUGUCAAUGUUUGUUGGUUUCCUUGAAAUGUAAAAAAACUUAUUAAAAUAUGUUGGUAUUUAUUAACAUGUUAGGCACUGAAUUCACUCUUUAAAGCAUGAAGUAACCUCAGUAGUCUUGGAGGUCUUGGUCUCGGUUUGUCUGAUGAUUAGUCUUCUCUGGUGGACUAGCAACAUUGCCAUGGCUGGAUGGCUUAAAUCUUGUGAGUGUGACUAGUUCACAACACUCAGUAAGAAAAAAAAUUUCCUGGAUGCUUUCAUACUAAAGGGAAAGAGGCAUUUGAGGAAAAAAAAAUGGUGAAUUUAUUGGCGAUGCGUGUGAUCAGCUAAACAAUGUUUUUUUCAUGUUUAUGUUUAUUCAUCCAGAGAAGCUUGCUGAGUGCAUCUCUGCUGUAAUGAAUAUUUUUAUUUAUUAGAGGAAUCAUCCCAUGCUGGAAAAAUUCAUUGGUAGCUAUGUAAGAAACCAUCUACUUUUUAUGCAGAAAAAAACAGACAAUAUGCAGACAAUAGCCUGCUGAUACAGUAAGAGGCCUUUGUUGUUUUUGGGUUCUUUAUUUCACAUUUCAAGAGCUGUACUUGAGCAAUUCUACUGCAGACAGCCUCUGUAAAACACCCGCAAAUUUUAAACAGAGGAGUUGCAGGCAAAUUUCAACAUGAGCGCUUUCAAGUAGAUUUCUUAAUAUGUGUUUAUAUGAAUGUGAGUGGUAUUCACAGUGUCUUGGGGUUGUUUUAGAGAGGGGAAAAAGGGGUUCUUAGGCAGGUUAAAGAGCAAUAACGUCGCUGUCUCGAUGAGCGACUGCCUCAGCAAAUGUCACUAAGAUGCAUGGGGAAGAAGAGGUCGUAGCAGUUUGUAGCCUCCCAUCAGCCUCCUAGUGAGGUAUGGCUACAGGGGCAAGUCUCAGGAGUCAGUUGUCCGUAGAAACUGUGCCUGUCUUAUAAGGUAAUUUAAUAAUUUAAUUUAACAAGGUAGUUGGGUUUUUCCAUAUUUUGUUGGAAAUUGGCAUUGCAAUGAGGAGGGAGCUGUUCCCGGCAGUGGAAAUAAGAAACACUUCAGUUCACCUUGAGCUGAAGUUGGUUCUUGUGCUGUUGGAGAGUUCUUGGCGCUUCACUGUUGGCCUUCUCUGCUCUUCAGUGACCUUGCAGAAGGUCUUUUUUCACCACAGUUUUCCCUGAAGGACAGCUAAUUUCUCUCACCCUGCAGUUCUCCAGGUUGUUUGUUGAGCCCUGCUUUUCCCUUUUCCUUCCAUUACUGAACUUUUGCCUCCUCUGGAAAGAAGUUUGUGCUAGUUAAGAUCUUUGUGUGCUCUUUUUAAUCUGGGGAAAAAGAACAGGCCCUUUAAAAAGAAAUUGGAAGUCUUACCUGUGAAGGAUAGGUGUCAGAAGACCCAGUUACAAACUGGGGGCUUUUGAAAUGGGCUGAACAUACGGAACAUCAUUCUGUUGCAACGAAGACCAUUUGAGGUCCCUCUCGAGGAGUUCAUAUUUGAUAGCCCCAAGGGUAACAGUCAUAGCUUACCAGAAGGAUUCCCCAUAUGGUGAUGAGUGAAGUAGGAAGGCUGUGAUCAGUCUGUGCUUCUGCUCUACCUUGUAUUAAGCUGUAGCCUAGCUGAACAGCCGCAGUGGGGAGUUCCUUCUGGUUUGGUCUUUGUACAUUCGCAGCCUCCAUCACUGACUGGCUUUUGCCCUCUUUAAAUUGGAGGUCUUUGUAUUGUGGGAGAAAAACCUGAAGUAGCUCCUUGAACUAAAGAGUGUGACUGCUUUGCAUUAAGUGGUCUCCCAUGGAGGAAAGGCUCGUUCAAAUGAAUGACAAGAGCCUUGGACACCUCUCUAUGGCAGAGAAGACCUAUGGAUGUGUUCUGAUUAGGGAUGAGAUUGCAUAGUUCAGGCAGGUGUCUCCUCAGUGGCCACUCAGUUCAGGUGUGCCCUGUGGGUAGUACCAUGCAGUCUUAACUUGGCGUGGUCAUGACUGCCCAUGUUAGCUGUAGAUCCUGAGAUUCUUCUUGCAGAUAUAUAGCGGGGAGGAAAGGGAGUUGCAUGGUUUCCCGGCUAAGUUAUUGCUAAUGAUUUUUUGCUGUUUGAAGUAAAUAGUAGUAAUGAUCUUGCAUUGCUAAAGUACUAGCAGGUGAUUCUGAUCUCCUUUGUUUAUGUUCCCCAUUUCAGUGAUGUUGAUUUUUAAAGUGCACACAUAGCCAAAUGGACCUCUGUGAGCCAGAGAUGUCCCAAUAAGCAGGAAUUGCUUCAUCGUGCUUGUGUUCAGCUUUGGGAUGGUGCGCAGGUCCUGGGCUGCAGGCUGGCCGUGGAGCGUGACACACCUUCCCAGACAUGGAAAGCUACAUGCUCGGCAAAAUGCCAUGCAUCAUAGGCUGAGAUGCUCAGACCUGCUAUUCCAGUGCUGCUGGAGGAAGAAGGAAAGGAAAGAUAAGUACAAGUGACCACACUGCAUGCUUUUUUCUUCAGUUGGUUGGUUGUGUAAGUGUAAAUUCAUGGGAGGUGUUGCUUCUGUGGAAGCAGUGACUGUGGGAGGGGUUUCUCGUUAAUUUUGCAAAUGUUGGCCCAGUUCCCAUGUUUGCAUACUUCUCUCUCCUAAAGUGCAUGUAAGCCAAACAUGCAGGGACCCAAUUAAGCAUGGAUUCUUGUCUUUCACUCUUUUGCAUAGCAAAGAUUUUUUUUAAGGAAAUGUAGCAUUAUUUUAAAUAAAUUAAAAAAGAACCAAAGCUGUCAGACUUCAGCUAGCUUGGUACCAGUCUACUUAAUGACUUUGGGGGCUGAAUAAUCAAAAAGCAUUUGUCUCUUUCAGCAGGCACUGGCUGAUGAAGCAACAUGUUUUAAUGGCGAGAGAGUAAUAUUGCAGCCAUUCUUACUGCUCCUGAGGUCACUGGAUUUCUGCACUCCACUUCUAGUGUCUUUCAGUGUACUCAACUCAUGACAACACUGUUUUGGAUAGCAACUGUUCCUAUGGUUUUCACAAGGGGAGACUGAACUCAGAAACAUCCUAUUUUUAAACAGGAUUUUGAGAUGCAGGGGAGGGGGGGCAGGGAGUGACACAAGGUUUGAUUCCCUAUAUGGAAGAUGGUGGGAUUCUGGCUCCAGCAAGAGCCCAUCAGAUGACUGUACAGGGAAAAUUCCACAUGUGGAAACCUUGCCAACAGGCUUAAAACCUGGUAAUCAUCACCAAAAUGUCCACCAUGUCCUUAAUCUCUUGUGAAUGCCUUUGCUUCAUAGCAUUCCUUUGCGGUCAUGUUCCAGUCCACCAGCAUGGACUGGACUGGGAGCUUGCCACAUACCUCCCACUGCAAUAGCAAACCCAGAAAAGUGGUUCUAGGCCUUAGAGCUUUGUAGGAAUGAUCUUUCCCAGUCAAACUACUCCUCAGUGGCCUUUGGCAGAUGCCCAGACUUCCCUCUUCUCUGUCUCUUUGUCUUGCACUCAGCAUUUGUGCAGAAGGCUGCCUGGAGCUGCACUGGUGCUUUCUGCCUGACCCCUUGAUUUGCUUACUGCUCCUUUCAUCUCGAAGUCCUUUGAGAUCCUCCAGGCUGGCUCUGAGGGCAGCCAGCUGGACACCUCUUUUGGUGGGGCUUUUGCUGUCUGUAGGAGUGUUGGGUCCUCUGCUCGAGGGCCCAGCGCUGCAUCUUUCAUGUCUUCAUAGGCUGAAGUGUCAACCCCGUGAUCUUGCUGAAGGGAUACACCAUUUCUUCCUCACAUCUUCAGAAAUGUCAUUUCUCUUGCCUUUCCAGGCUUCUCCCUUCUCCAGGUCUUGGCACUGAUUGCUGCCUGGCUUGUUUGGAUCAGUCCUCACCGUGGAAGGGCUGUGGAUUGGUGUUGGUUACCUCAAUGCAAGACAGUGGUUUCAAUUAACAGCAUCACAGAUCUGACAUUGCUGGAGACAGGAGACAGGCAAGAUGGCUGCCACAGGCAUCCCAUGUCUGUGAUGGGCUCUGUUUGUCUUAUCUCAGAGGAAGGAAUAGCUGGCACACGUUCUCACAAAAUCACAGACUCAUUUAGGUUGGAAAACAACUUUAAGAUCAUUGAGUCCCGUGCUGUGGAAGUGGUAGGAAAGAGAGUUGUCUUCUCUCCAUCUCCUCCUGGGAAAAAACAAAGAAAUUUGGGAUUCAUGCUUAGGGGAAGGACAGGUAUCCUGUGAGUUCUCAACUCUCUCCGCUGUGAGGGUUAACAGCUGAGGGAUGGAAACUGUUCAUUCCUCAUUCAUCUCCUGCUCCGGCUGGAGAUAAUGUGACUGCUCUCACCAGAGGAAAAGUUUGGAGCCAACAAGCAGUAAUAAUCCUGCCCUGGAUGAGGAGGAGCAGGCUCAGAGCCUGGUAGAGAGCCUUUCAAGACUGCAGAGCCCAAGUCCCACUGGCAUUUUGAGGCUUCCAAGGUUUGAGUUCAACUUUGAAGUCCAGAUUGGAAUGCUCUGCCAAUGCUGUGAGUCAAGGAAGCCCCAAAUUCCAACACAGUACCCACAGAGUAGUUUUUUUCCAUGCUAAUCCUUGUUUUUGGUUACAAUACUCCCUGAAGAGCAAACGUGAGGCUUAAGUCAAACGUCUGUGUUUCAGUGGGGAGAAAGCCACCAUUGUGCUUUAUGCAGGCAAAACUCCCUGCAAACCUUCAGGCCUCUCUCAUGGUAAAUUCAAAUACCUUAUAGGGAGGUGUUUGCUUGUGAUGAGAAAACUACAGAGUUUUCACUCUUUCCUCACCAAACCAGGAUGCAGAGUCAAAGUACAUGUGAAUCAAGGCUGAGGGGAUACUUUGGGCUGGAUUUCUCCUAAGCAACUUCAGGUUAUUUCAUGGGGAGAAUUUUUUGCCCACAUAGCUCCAGCAAAAUCACAGCUGAUUCUGCUGCCAUAUACUUUGGUAACCAUUCAUGGUCAUCUAAGGAAGGCCUUCUUAACCUACCCUACAAGCAACUUUGAGAAAACUUGUCUCUCUUUUGGGAUGUUCCGCAUGACCUUUCUGACUAGAGUUGCAUAUGCUUUAUUAAAUUAAUUUCAGAGCAACAGGAUUUGGCUCAGCUAAGCCACAAGGUUAUCUUGCAGUUUUAUGACAGCUGAUGUGACUGUGAGCUGCUGUCUGGCUUCUGGUCAGGGUGUGACACACAUUUUUCUUCUCCUUUUCUCAGGACAAUCUGUUCAGCAGAGCUGCUUGCUGGGCAAAUGAGAAGCGUGCAUCUUACCUCACCUUGAGGCAUUCUCAUCUGUGGUUGCUGUUUUAUCUUCGGCAGGGGAGUGACCUCUCACUAGUUCCUCACUCUCCUCUACUGUGGAGCACUAUGAUGGAGUAGUAUGGCCAUGGUGAGCCUGGGGAACCCUACUUUCCUUCCUCAGACCUGUGAGGGCAUGUGGUGCAAACAGAAAAUGCUUCCCACUGCCAUUUCCUUCAGUCUGUCUCCUCUCAUUCCCAUUCAGUGGUGCUGAGGUAUCUCCGCUUGCCUUUCUGGCCUUAGGCCUCCUUCUCCAGGUCUUUUUAUUCUCCUCCAGCCUGAAGGCACACCCUCUCACCAACCGACAGAUGUUUUCCUGGUGGUCGUGUAUUGGAAGUGCCAAUAGGGGCUGGGUAGCAGGGCAGGAUUUCUCCACCUUUCCCUAUCAGCCUUUUGCAGCCUUCCCCAGGCAGCCCUUCCUGUCCUCCUGCCCAGCUGUCCCACAGAUCACUGGCCUCUUUCUGUCUCCUCUCCAUAAAGGGGGAGGUGAUCAGCUGUGCCCCGAGGUGUCUGUCCUGUGCAGAGCACCUUGUUUCAGCAGAGUGAACACAUGGAUGGAGUCGGCCCCGAGGCCAUGCCCACUCCUGGUCUAACACCAAGGCUUUGUUCACACGUGUGGCUGGGGUCCUUGCUGGCCUCUGCCCCUUGCCUGGAGACACCUGACAGUAUUGGGGAGCAAGUAGUGCUGGAAGCUGUUCUGGAAGAUGGUUGCCAUGUGAGCAUUUGGGUUUUCCCUGGAGGCUACCCUGUGAAAAGCGAGAGGCUGGCCUCAAGAGCUGUUCCCUGGGACAGCAGUCUCCAGGAGGCUCUGCAGAUUCUCUAGGCAGAUGUGUUUGUUCUUGAAUGCAACUGGCAGAUAUGUCCUGCUGUUGUUUAACUGCACCGUGCUUUUUAGCUGCACACCAAAUACUUCUUCAAGUAGAUCAAACUAGAGCAGCAUCUUCCUCCCAUUCCUGGUCAUACUGAAACCCAGGAAGAAGGAUAUUUUGGCAAAUACUGUUAAAUAAUUUCAUUUCCUAGUAACACAGUGAAAUAAAUAGAUCUGCUUUUGCUGCUGUAAAGCAGGA
Molecule: messenger RNA, 9390 nt
Organism: Cuculus canorus (common cuckoo)
Lineage: Eukaryota; Metazoa; Chordata; Aves; Cuculiformes; Cuculidae
Gene: ERI1
Product: exoribonuclease 1
Exons: 8
Coding region: 72-1085 (337 amino acids)
Biological process (GO): exonucleolytic trimming to generate mature 3'-end of 5.8S rRNA from tricistronic rRNA transcript (SSU-rRNA, 5.8S rRNA, LSU-rRNA)
Cellular component (GO): cytoplasm; nucleolus
Molecular function (GO): nucleic acid binding; 3'-5'-RNA exonuclease activity
Source: RefSeq, a predicted model, not a curated record